Molecule: messenger RNA, 2397 nt
Organism: Suillus clintonianus
Lineage: Eukaryota; Fungi; Basidiomycota; Agaricomycetes; Boletales; Suillaceae
Exons: 14
Coding region: 1-2397 (798 amino acids)
Source: RefSeq, a predicted model, not a curated record
AUGUGUGCAGGCUGUGGUACUGCUCCUGCAUUGGUUCGAUGCGAGAGCUGUGAUGAUUCACAAAUGUACUGUCACGGCUGCACUGUCACUAACCUUGCCCACCCAUCGCAUCGACGAAGGACGUCACUCAAGAAGCUAGGCCUUCGUAUUCAACUCGGACAUCCUAUUGGCCAGCGCUGUAUCCUUCCCCAUAAAGCCUUCAAUGAUGACUUCGUUAUCAUGGAUACGGACGGUAUACACCAGUAUCAUAUCCUUUCAUUUGAGUCGAAGGCAUCUGCAUACGAGUUCUAUCAUACACUCGUUCGCUUGACAGAUAAUACGGGCUUGUCAAAUCGUAAGGCAGACCGCUAUGAAGCAUUUAUGAGAACGGUGCGCGAAUGGCGCCACCUGAAGAUGGUGAAGCGCUUUGGUCGUGGUCACGACCCAGCCGGUGUUAAAGCUACAUCGCCCGGAGAGUGUGCUAUUCUAUGUCCAGCAUGCCCACAGCCGGGCAAGAAUCUGCCUGACGGUUGGCAAGAUGUCGGGAAAGCCAAACGGUGGCUAUAUGCAAUUUUUGUUGCAAUAGACGCGAAUUUUCGAUUGAAGAGACGCGAUGUUUCGAAUGAAGAUGUAGACCCCAGCCUUUCAAAGGCUGGGCGAUACAAGACCUUCCUGGCCCAACACCUCGGAGAUGAGCAGGAGAAAAGCUCAUGUUCAAAUCACAAUGCCGUCAACAUGGCUGAUACGAAGCUGUCACAAGGGCUCGCAGCUACAGGUGUGGGCACAAUCAAUUGCGCCCGUCAUAACAUGAAACGACCAAACGGAGUCGGAGAUUUACAGAAAGGUGAAAAAUACCUCAACAUGGACUAUCUGUUUUUUUCGACCUUACGCAGUACACAACUCCAAAUGUUGAAUGUUUCAUACGACAUCACGUGCCAAUGGCACAAGAACCUCUGGGCGCGGAUGAAAUCAUUUCCUCAAUCCCACAGUUUGGACUACCUCACAAAGUUUCAUCUCCCCGCACAUAUCACAAAGUGUCAAACACUUUUCUCAUUCAACUUUACGUGUUUCGUCGGCCGCACAGAUGGUGAGGCCCCAGAGAGAGGGUGGUCAAAUAUUAACCCCGUGGCCUCGAGUACGAAGGCUAUGGGCCCUGGCUGCCAUCGUGACACUCUGGACGACCAUUUUGGGGAUUGGAACUGGAAGAAAACAGUUGGGUUGGGCGCCUCUCUCCUCCUCAAGAUCAAGGACACCCUUGCUGAGAGGGCUGAACACAAAAUGGCAUUCGAAGAAUUCGACACCACUAUCACUCCCGACCACCGUUCUGCGUGGUUGGCAGAAAUGGAGGUUUGGGAGGUCAAUCCCAAUGACACAACUGUUUUUAAUCUGCUCGAGGCUAAAGCUACAUCCAUCACGCAAGCAAGUGCAUGGCUUAAGCUUGCUGAGUUGGAGGCCGAGGAACUUCAGCGGGGCAUCGACACGUCUUUACAUCCGGAAAUAUCACGUAGUGUGCUCAUCGCCACUGGCAUCGACCUCGAAGAGGAGCAGCGUUGUUUGACCAUUGCUGUGGAAUCCUUAGGUAUCCAUGCUACUGAUACACAAAAAAGCAGCAUCGUGCGAAUGCGGAACUCGCUACGGCGCAAAAUCGACACGUGGAGACGCGCCCAAGUCCUCUACCUCCCCGCUGUCCAAAGCAUUAUCAAUCAUGCAGCGCGUGAAGUUCAAGAGAAUGCCGAAUGCAUGAAGCUUUGGCUACCUUCCCAGCUGAGAGACAAACCAUGUGAUCCACGCCUGCAAAAUGAUGAGUGGGAGUUGCGCUACGCUCAAGCUCACGACACACUCGAAGAGAUCCGUCAGUGCUUGCGGAUUCAUUGCUCUCUGCUGUCAUUCAAACCAGAAUGGAUCCGGGGUCAAGGCGCGAACACGCGAGCUCAGAAUGCUCUCGCUCGGGUCCAUGGAAGGCGCACUGCGUGCAUGAAGCGAUACCGGUCGACAUGGGUGGCGCUCAAGGCCCUAGCUACAGCAAUGGGGAAGAAAGACUGGCAGGGGAGUGACAAAGGUGAUAAUGAUGGUGUCUGCAUCAAGUGGUGUAAAAGCCGUGCGAGGGCACUGCGCUGGUCAGAAGAGGUGGAGUUGUUGAGGGAAGAGAUGCGCAGAGUGCUUAAGUUUUUUGCCUGGCAGGCAGCGUGGUGGGAAGAUCAAGGAAAGCGGCGUGUUGGAGAGUGUGCCGCGCACGCUGAAGGGGUGUAUGCAUAUGCUGUCCGACAGGCUAACCUCCGUCGCAGGAUGGCAGACGAUUUUCGCAUACUGUGCUUCUGCGUUGUGCCUGCCAAUCUAUGGUUUGUGAUGGAUCGGGUCUUCUGGAGCUUCUGCGUAGUGUACCUUACAUACAUCAUUGUCCCUUACAUACAUUAUUGA